CGACGAGAAAGGAACACCCCACCAGCAUUCACCUCGGUUAAAAGACGACUCGAUCAAGCAAAGGACGAGCUGUGAUUGUACAGGACGCAGUCUGCUUUGCUUCACGUCCAUUUACUGGUGAAACAGCCAGCCGCCACUGUCGGAGACGCUGCCGAGCAGGAUUCGUCAUAGGCACGAAGUGCAUAUCCAUUGGGACGUUACACCUCCAUAAGCUCAAGGCGUGAGCAAGUUCAUCGCCUUCACAAACUUCCAUCGUGGCGUUCGAGCAACUGCAAGUCACGACAACACUACACUCGCCUACCUCCUACCACCGCAACCCCAUCAACCACCGCCGCUCAACAACACCGCCCAUCCGCCCCCUCACCCCCGAAGAACUCCGCGAAAUGCUCAUAGCACUCCUCGCCUCCCUCUUCGGGACUCUGGGUUUCUUCGCCCUCAUCGGACUGGGAAUAUGGAUCGCACGUAACACGAGGCGGGGGAGGAGAAUCAUGUUGGGAGGGAAUUGGUUGCCGGGCCAGUUUGAUGAUGAAGCUGAGUUGGCGAGGCAGGAGGCUGAGGCUGUGGAGCAUAUGGAUGAGAUUAGUAGGUUGGCGUAUUUUCGUGCGAAAGCUUAUCAACAGCAGAACCCGCCUGAGUCUGUUCCAACAGAUAUCUCGCUCUCCCAAUACUUGUCUAUCCAAGAAAAGGGUGUCUCAGCAUGGGAGUUUGUACCUGACCUCGAAGUCGCAAACUGUUUCGUCGAAGCACGAACGGAAAUCCAGUUCUACGAUAGAGAAUGCUCAGUCCAAACCAACCUCCCAAUCCCAAGACAGAACGAAGUAUACUACUGGGAAGCAAAGAUGUACGAUCUACCAGAAAGCACAGUGGUAAGCGUGGGCCUAACAACAAAACCUUACCCCCUCUUCAGACUCCCUGGCUGGAACCGGAUCUCCCUCGCGUACACCUCCGCGGGCCACCGCCUCCUCUCAAACCCUUUCCGCCCAACACCUCUGCCGAAUUUAACUCAGGGAGAUGUUAUUGGUAUCGGCUACCGCCCUCGCACAGGUUCCGUCUUCUUGACCCGCAACGGUCGCAAAACCGAGGGUCCGGAACUCCAUGGGUAUAAGACCGUUAACCUAUUCCCCACGGUCGGCGCGAACGGGCCUUGUAGCGUACAUGUCAAUUUCGGACAAGGCGGGUUCGUGUACAUCGAGGCGAACGUGAAGAAAUGGGGUCUUGCGCCGAUGGUUGGGACCCUGGGAGCACCGCCUGCGUAUGGUGUUGAUGGGGGCAGUAUCUUGUUGGAGACUGCUAUCACGCCAGGCGAGAGUUCGGCAGAGAGACCGCCGUAUACGCCGCAAGUGUCCAGUACGGAGGUUGUGAGGGUUAUGAGUGGGUCAAGCAGUAGUCCGUUGGUUAUUGGGCCGACGAGACAGGCGGAACAGGUUCCUGAGAUUGGUCCGGUGAGGGUACUGGAGGAGGGACAUCCGUUUGCGAAUAUGGUUGUUGCUGUUCCGCCGCCGGAGUAUGUAAGUGAUGGGGAGGAUGUUGGAGAAGGGAGUGCUUCCGGCACCAAAACGGUACGUCGUUGAUGCUGUGAGCUGGUUUCUCCAGCUCGCUGGUUUGGCUAGGAUUUAUGGAUUUCGCGUUUUCUUGGGACAGGCGUUCUUUAUUCUCUCUCGUUUCGCAAUUGCAGUUUUGUUUUUACUUUGGAUGAAAGUAUAUGAGCUUGAGCUUAGCCAAGGCAAUGUACUGUAUCGCCAAUUUCUAUCUCC
Molecule: messenger RNA, 1754 nt
Organism: Saitoella complicata NRRL Y-17804
Lineage: Eukaryota; Fungi; Ascomycota; Saitoellomycetes; Saitoellales; Saitoellaceae
Product: SPRY-domain-containing protein
Exons: 2
Coding region: 384-1571 (395 amino acids)
Molecular function (GO): protein binding
Source: RefSeq, a predicted model, not a curated record